This is a messenger RNA of Nylanderia fulva, 1591 nucleotides long. It is a transcript of the gene Mesh1, whose product is annotated as Metazoan SpoT homolog-1. NCBI's taxonomy places the organism in Eukaryota, Metazoa, Arthropoda, Insecta, Hymenoptera, Formicidae. The record is from RefSeq and is a predicted model, not a curated record. Gene Ontology annotation, molecular function: guanosine-3',5'-bis(diphosphate) 3'-diphosphatase activity.
CGAAUAAAAUCAUCAUGGAAGAUAGUAACGCGCAACCGAGAUGUACCGGUACUUUUAAAAGUAACGAGCAUUAUGAAAAAUGUAUAAAGGAGCUGUCAAAAGAAGAAUUAUUGUCAUCUGUAAUAAAAUGCACCAAUUUUGCAGCGGAGAAACAUCGGAAUCAAAGAAGAAAGGAUGUCAAUCAAACACCAUACAUAAACCAUCCUUUAGGAGUUGCAAACAUUUUAAUUCAAGAAGGCAAUGUUUUCGAACCGAUAGUGAUUCUAGCAGCAAUAUUACACGAUACAGUAGAGGAUACAGAUACUACAUUCGCAGAAAUCGAGAAAGAAUUUGGACAUAAAGUUUGCCAGGUGGUCCGUGAAGUGACUGAUGAUAAAACAUUACCAAAAGCUGAACGUAAACGAUUACAGAUAGAGCACGCUCCUAAUAUAUCUCGUGAAGCAAAACUGGUAAAAUUAGCUGAUAAAUUGUACAAUCUGAGAGAUCUUGAAAAGUGUGUACCUAUCGGUUGGACAAGCAAAAGAGUAAAGGAAUAUUUUAAGUGGGCGAAAGCAGUCGUCGAUGGAUGUCGUCUAACAAAUCUCGCUUUAGAAGGAGAAUUAGAUAUUUUAUUUGCACGUCAUUGCGAUUCGAUCUGAAGAGAGCUGCCAGUACAAAUUCUGAGAAUGCAAUUGAUGAAAUUAUGUUUUUCACUGACCUGUGGCCUUUCAACUGCAACAUACCGCGAGCUGCGGCACCAGAAAGAAACUCCUUUUCAAGAUUCUCAUCACCGUUGCCUAUUCUGAAUGGAAUGUUCAUUCUGCUACGCGCGUCUCGUUUGAUAGGACACGUAUAGAAACCUCCUGAAUUAUCAAUUACAUCGUAUACCUUGCUGCUCUUCUUCUUUGCAAGAUUCUGCAUACCUUCGACGCCGCCAUUCUGUUUAAUCCAAUCGAACACCAAACCCACUACAUAUAUCCUAGAACAUUCAUCAACAAAUUGAUGUAACAAUAGUGGUAGAGGCUUUUAUUACAAGGAUGACAUGAAAACAGAUUAUGUAAGUAUCAUAUAUAUCCAAAGAUUUAUUUUUCAUCAAAGAAAGCUCUAUGUAUUGAAACUGCAGGCACUGUUGAUGUUAUUUCAUAAAAGGCAUUGUAAAAAAAAACUUUAAAUAUCUUUUCUUUAUUGUAGUUUUAUAUGUUGAGGUUUUAAUUAUAUCUACUAUUUUUAUGUAUAUUUUCUUUGUCCGAAAGUUACAAAAUCAUAAUUUACAAAAUCAAUGAUACUACUCACUGAAAGACAGGUGGGGUGUUGUGAAGGGAAUUAUCAUUGGCCAUGACGGUAAAAUUCAGCACUGUCGGACACACAUUCAUGGCACGGCCGAGUAGAUCAUCCCGUACGAUUACCAAAGUGACGCCGGCUGGUCCAAUAUUUUUUUGAGCACCAGCAAAAAUAAUCGCGAACUAAAAGAAAAAUAUAUUAUAAGUUUUAAGUAGAUAAAAGUUGUUAAGUUGUAAACAGUUAUAACUGCUUAAUUGCAAUUGAAAAGUGAGGAAAUAAUGAAAAAUCACACACUGCGUGAUCUAAAUAAAAUCCAUCUGAUCACAGCUCA